CUGGUGUCAGCUGAUUAGAGCACAUCAGGUUCCGUUCUUGUGUGUUUGUCCUAUCACUUCUAUCUAAACGACGUUUAUUGGCCCUUUUACCCGGAGAGGUGUCGAUGACCCGGAUCUGUCAGUAACAAGUCCAUCACAAGGAGCCAGCGGCUGGAUAUUACGCACCACUAUACCUGGAGUUCAAUUUAGCAGUAAGAAGAGUGAGUCCUGGACCAGAGAGAUGGCUCUGCUAAUGGAGCACCAGUUCAGACAGAUGCCAGCUGACAGACAGGUGGAAACAAGACCGUUUCUGGAGGCUGUGUCAUACCUUCCACCCUUCUUUGACUGCCUUGGCUCUACUAUUUUUGCACCAAUAAAGGCCGACAUAACUGGUAAUAUCACAAAAAUCAAGGCGGUUUACGAAACCAACCCAGGACGGUUCAAGACACUCCAGCAUAUUCUGGAGGCAGAGAAGGAAAUGCAUGGAGCAGAAUGGCCCAAAGCUGGAGCCACGUUGGCACUUAUGUGGCUAAAAAGGGGUCUACGAUUUAUUCAGGUCUUCCUGCAGAGCCUGGUGGAUGGUGAAAAGGAUGAUAGCAACCCAAACCUCAUUCGAGUCAACGUCACCAAAGGCUAUGAAACAGCCCUGAAAAAGUAUCAUGGCUGGUUUGUGCAACAGUUCUUCAAGGCAGCUCUUUUCGCUGCUCCAUAUAAGACAGAUUUCCUGAAGGCCCUCUCCAAGGGUCGGGACGUCAAGGAAGAGGAAUGCUUGGAAAAAAUCAGAAAAUUCCUCAUCAACUUCACUGCCACCGUUGAUGCUAUUUAUGACAUGUACAAUAAGCUGAAUGCUGAGCUUGAUUACACAGUGUGACUGCAGCGCAUUCCUCUUUCCUCCAGUGAUCCUAUUAGUUUACAAAGUCAUUUACAUUCUGCAGUCUGCCGUCUACAUCUUGACAUGGCUCCCUUCAGGUCAUCUGACAGCUCACUGUGGAGUGUAUUUACAGCACUCUGUCGUCACACAUCAAAUAUGUGCGCACUUUUAAUCAUCUGCGUGUCUGUUCUGGCUUUCUCGUUACUCUGAGGCAAGUUUCCCAAAGCAGCUGCUGAUUUAAAAUCAGUAUUUCUUUGUUUCGUUACAGAAAAAGCAAUAGCAUUGUCAGAUAUGUAUGUGUGUGAUUAUAAGAUAAUUAUACCAAGAAUCAAAGUGCUACGUAACAAAUGUUUUUGAAACUGUUACAAAAGCUUUAACUAAAUGAGUGAGGUGUCUGAUGUUGACAGAUUUAAUGAGCCACGUCACUAGCAACGCUAAAUAUAAUACAAAAAAGGUUGUCUUUGCUGCAAUAAUUUGUACCUGAAUUUUAAAAUUUUUAAUUUAUUAAAUUUGAAAGUUUAUUCUUCUAUAUCCUGAGAUAAGUUAAGGGCUGCAUUUAGUUGUAAUCAUUAAAAAAAAAUAGAAAAAUUACAAAACAGGAAUUUAAAAUGUGGUACGUCUAUGGCUUAUAGUUUGAAGUAAAUUUAUCAAAAUCCAAAGCACAUAAUUUACAUGAUUUACAAACACUUUGUAAAAGAAGUCAUAUGUUUUCAUCUUACACAAUGAAUACUGUGUAGUUGUCCAUGUUUUCUGGGGAUUGGAUUGUAGUUUUUAGUUUUUAAUGAAAAAUUUUACUUCUAAGUUAUUACAGUGUCCUAAGUUAUUUAUUACAAAACACAUGAAUACAAUAUUUUUCUGGCAUAAUUUUUGAAAAGCUUACAAAUUUCAAGACGCUGUUGUAAACAGCUUUUAAUAUUGCACACCUGUUUGUGCCUUAAGCUGGAGCUGCGGAGCAUUUCAGUAACCACGUCAGCUUUUUUGCCUUUAGUCCUUUAUAUUUUUAUACAUGUCACUUUGUGUGAACCAAGCAGGCUAAUUUAAAACAAAAUGUUAAUUAUUACUUAAAUUGUGGUCUCUUUUAUACUUCCAUGCUAUGCAGGACUUGAAUAUGUAUCUUAACUAUUCUUCCAAAGCAAUGCUUCAUCAGCACUAAGUGCUUCUCUGUCCACUCUGCUCUCAGGUGCUUACAUAAAACUGAAUGUGAAUUUUCUUUAAACCUCUUCGUCGAGUGGAUAUAAAGUGUUGCAUUAUGACUUUUUUGCCUUCGACAUGGUUGUUAGAUACAUUUUUAGAUACUUGGCUAAGCGAUGUGAUAUUUUGACAGCAUACCGACCUUGAAUAAAGGUUAUGUUGGUGGCCUUUGGUUAAUCAGUACUGUUUUGAGUUCACGUCUGAUGUGUCUCUUGUGGCUGAAAUUAUGUUGCAGUGCGUGUAUAGUGCAAAAUAACAAAUCUUGAAUUUUCAAUUUAUGUAAACCAUAAUUUGCAAUAAAAAUAUGUGCAAUAAUU
Messenger RNA from Sebastes umbrosus (honeycomb rockfish), 2358 nucleotides. RefSeq names its product glycolipid transfer protein a (gene gltpa). NCBI's taxonomy places the organism in Eukaryota, Metazoa, Chordata, Actinopteri, Perciformes, Sebastidae. The transcript has 6 exons. Gene Ontology annotation, biological process: intermembrane lipid transfer; ceramide transport. Bases 221 to 850 code for a protein of 209 amino acids. Gene Ontology annotation, cellular component: cytosol; cytoplasm; membrane. The record is from RefSeq and is a predicted model, not a curated record. Gene Ontology annotation, molecular function: ceramide 1-phosphate binding; ceramide 1-phosphate transfer activity.